UAGCGCUACCUACAUAACAUGUAAUACUGCGCGUUCUCUUGCACGCGAUACAUAAUACUCCAUCUCUCGAAUAUUUCAUUAGGAAGUUGAUACAUACCGCGGCGAGAUGGAGAAACACACGAUACCGAAAACAAAAGGGAUUCCCUACACCAAGGCGUAUUGAUGUUGAGCAUCUAAGCAAUAAUUUAAACCAGCGGAGAACCCAGAAAAGGGUUAUUUGAUAUUUUGUGCCUCAGUGGUCGACCAAGAACCACUGUGGAUUGAUGUUGUUGCGUGCACUGGAAGAAAUAGCAUAUUCCUCGAAUUCUGCAUUUUUCAUUCUUAAAUUUUCCAACUACGCACGGGAUUUGAGAGUGCACCCGGUGUAUUUCUUGUUUUUAUCGCUUUGGACAUACAUACUAGUGGAAGAUUGCACCAAAUAUUUUAUAUUCAUCUCAAUAAAAUGUUGAGAUGUGGAUGUAUAAUAUUAUCUAGCUUCAUCAUAUAUAGAAGACUCGGCUGAAUAUUAUAUGGAGAUUGGAGUUGUCGGCAUAUUAAUCUCUAUUGACAACCAAUGCGAAUCUACACCGCUAUGUAUGCAUCCUCCCUGCACUGUGCCAUACCGCAUGAACGCUCUAGCUCGACUAGAAUGCACAUACACUCCGGAGAGGUUUCUGUCAAUUAAUGCUGUGACGUCACAACAUGAGCGCUACGACGCCAUUAAUAUCAGGUGUGUUCGGUGAAGCUACGGAGUUCGUCACAUCCAACACAGAUAUGGCUAUAGAGGGUCGCUUAGUAACCACCGAGUUAAGCACGUCGCCAUGGGAACAACCCACACUGCCUGGACCAGAUCCAGGAACAACUCCACAGAACCAGGACCAAGACAACAUCGUCAUGACAUUUGGAACGGUCAUGGGGACUAUCGCUGCUUCCCUGAUGUGCAUGACGUGCAUAUUCGGUAACAUUCUUGUAGUUACCGUGGUGCAGCGAAGUCGUCGGCUGCAGAGCACGACGAACUAUUUUGUGAUAUCGCUUGCGAUUGUGGACUUAGUCAUGUCUGUUCUUUGCAUGCCUUUCAUGAUUGGUCUUAUCAUAGCAGACGAAUGGGUGUAUGGUGUCUUUAUUUGUAAGCUAGUGAGGUUCUUACAAUACAUGAAACCUGGUGCAACGGUCUACGUUUUAAUAGCCAUCGGCGUCGAUCGUUUCUAUACGAUUCUUUAUCCACUCAGCUUCAAAAUCACUCGAGGAAAAGCGAAGAAAAUGAUUAUCAUCAGUUGGUCCAUCGCGACUCUUAUCUCAUGCCCUGCCUUCUAUUUCUUCAUGCUUACUGAGCUUGCAGGAAACAAAACAGUCUGUACGCCUUUUGUUUCCUUUGAAGCAGCCGGAAUCAUGUACAUCACCGCUCUGCUCCUAAUCGAAUUUAUCUUGCCCCUGGUCUUGCUCUUGAUAACUUACGCGCGAAUUUUCCGCCAUAUUUGGACGGUGGGCAUACGCGGACGCGCGCUGCAGCGGACAAUGAAUAGCGUACCGCGCGCGAAAGUGAAAACCGUAAAAAUGUUGAUGAUAGUGAGCAGUGUUUUCUUCGUCUCGUGGACGCCGUUCUUUGUCGUUCAGGAAUGGUUUACGUGUGCUAAAGACAUGUCAGAGAUCAGCCAAUCAGAGGUGAACAUUUAUUGGGCCACGGUGUGGGUAUCGCUGACGUCUUGCGCGUGGAAUCCUGUCAUAUAUUCGUGCUACAACCCGAACUUUCGACGGGGUUGCAAAGAGGUUUUCUGCGUCUCCACGAUGAAGUGCUACCGGAAGGACACCUACGCCAUUACGAACUCGUCCAAGUUCUCGCGUAAGAAUCACGUUGGAGUGCUCACUGAAGAUGUCGAUGGAGGGCGCUCGUUCACGUCGUACCGUGCGUUCGAUCGCGAUGCUAACGGCGACAAAAAGAUGGCGUGGCCUCUGCCUACCACUACGUCCACAACCUAUCUCUGACAACACUGAGUCAAUGGAAAUCCUUUACAAGGAUAUCCACAAGCCUUGCCAUCUCUGCACAACUCAGAUAGCAGAGAGAGAAAAAUUAUAUAUUUGAUUAUGUAUUUAUUUAUAAAUAUCUGAUUUAGGCACUGUACGGAUUGGAAGUUUCCUUGUUAGAAGAACCGAUUUUAUGUAGCUUUGAUACGGAUUAUUGUGCUACAAAGCUUAUAAAGACCCCUACUUAAAGCACAAAAUGUACACGUCCUAUUAAAUAGGAUAUUUUGGUGUGCGCGCUUAAUUAUAAAUAUGACAAUAGGAAAGAUUUU
Strongylocentrotus purpuratus (purple sea urchin) is the source of this 2270-nucleotide messenger RNA. Its product is annotated as probable G-protein coupled receptor 19. Gene Ontology annotation, molecular function: neuropeptide receptor activity. Bases 682 to 1962 code for a protein of 426 amino acids. Gene Ontology annotation, cellular component: membrane. Gene Ontology annotation, biological process: neuropeptide signaling pathway. The transcript has 2 exons. Lineage: Eukaryota; Metazoa; Echinodermata; Echinoidea; Camarodonta; Strongylocentrotidae. The record is from RefSeq and is a predicted model, not a curated record.